AUGUCGCGAAGAUCCCCUCUGUACACCGGUCUCUUCCUGGCCACAUACAUCUGCGGUGUCCUCGGAGCGAAAGAUCCGCAGCCGAUAGUGUGCACAACCUCGACUGAAUAUGUGGGCUACGAUGGACAAUGGUCCCCGAUCACCAUUCGUGUGGGCACUCCAGAACAAUGGCUCUCUGUUUUACCGAGCACUUUGUCGCAAGAAACCUGGGUCAUGGGGACGGCAUCGUGUGAUGGCACCACCGCCUGCGCCACUGCCCGUGGAGGCGUCUUCUACUCCAACCAGUCGUCAACAUUUCAGGGAUUAGGAUUCUACGAGCUUGGAUCUGAUCCGUCGCUCAAUAACUCGCAGUUUGGAUAUUAUGGCCUCGACACGAUCGCACUCAACGACGAUGUGUCCGAAGUGGACCAAAUUGUCGCCAUUUUAAACACGUCUGCGGUCUGGGUUGGAGAGAUGGGCCUCGGAGUUCAGCAGACUCGCAUCAAUGGCUCGGAGAACCGACUCCCUCUGUUGUCGUCCCUUGUCCAGAACGACAGUGCCAUUCCCAGUCACAGCUAUGGCUAUACGGCCGGAGCCGCAUACCGUCUUACAGGCGUUCCGGCUUCUUUAACACUGGGCGGUGUCGAUGCGAAUCGUUUCACGCCAAAUAACCUUUCAUUCGUUCUGAGCUCUGAUUAUGCGCCUGCUGUCGCCGUCAAUUCCAUUACCGUCUCCUCGACAGCGGGCGACCUUCCACCAAACUGGAACCUCAACCCCAUGACUCUACUCCAAACUUCCCAGGCCGCAGUCUUCACCAUAGAUUCUUCGACUCCGUAUUUGUGGCUGCCAGAGGCAGUCUGCGACAAUUUCGCCGAGGCUCUGAACCUCACUUACAACGAGACAUUGGGCGUGUAUGUCUUUGCCAACGAAUCAGCUUCUCCAGACGAUCUUCAAAACUGGAAUCUGACCUUUACCUUUAAUAUUGGCAAACUCCCAGGCUCUACGGAUAACGUCGAGCUAACACUGCCAUACAGUGCUUUCAACUUGGACUUGACCUACGGCUUCCCCAAUUUCGAUGGUGACUUCAAUUCACCACCACUGCCAUACUUUCCUAUACGACGCACCAGGUCACAAUUCAUCAUAGGCCGUGUUUUUUUGCAAGAGGCAUAUUUGAUGGUCGACUAUGAGCGAAACUCUUUCACUCUGUCUCAAGCGGUCAUCAGCGAGGAGUCCGUAAACAAUGUCAACUUGCAGGCUAUUACGCGACCGUCAAAUAGUAUCUUUCCUGGACCCGACUCCGAGAGUGGAUCUGGCUUGUCGACCGGCGCAAAGGCAGGCAUCGGUGUUGGCGCUGGCCUUGUCAUCAUUGCUCUUGCCGCUUUGAUCUGGUUCCUGGUACGCCGACGGAGAGCUGCUCCAGAUCACUCAGCAGUAUCGAAGGAACCAAAACGGCGGAGCCUAUUUGGAAAAUCGCCUAAAUCCCCCGGGUCCAAUACCACGGUGUCGGAGUUGCUGGGCGACAAACGACAGCCAACCGAGGUCCCUGCAGACUCGGCUCAUUCGCGAUUUGAACUCCCUGGCAGUGCGCCGCUCGAAAUGCCAGCAGCGGAAGUAUCGCCCGCGUUUUUCCAAGAUCCACAAAAUCGCAAUGGCACCAUGCAACGCAAUAACCCCAUGGAGCCUGCCGAGCUUGCGCAGCGUCAGCGGGAGGCAAAAGAAGCAGAAGCUGCUGCUUAUAGGCGCCGCAAUAACUCCGCGUCGCCAGUCCCGCCAUAUACGCCUGCCGAGACGAACCCGCGUCUGAGCAACAGUGUUAGCCCAUACAGUCCGCGACAUAGCCAAGCAUUUGGCACCGUGUCAUCGGGUGAGCAAGGCAUCAGCCCUGUUGGUAAUAGCUCCGGGAAUGCUUCGCAGAGAAACAGUAACUCUGUGCCUAGCCCUGUCUCUCCAGAGGCGACAAUGGCUCGCGGCUUUCAGAGACACACUCAGCCGAGUGAGCCGGGUUCAAACGAGAGCCACUCACCUCAUGUUAGCUAUGGUCCUCACCUAACACCCUCUCUAGUUGGGCGAGCGCCCUCGCGGUCACCAAGUCGUGGCUCGAGAUUCGUGGAAGAGGGACUUAGCACGGACCAUGAGGAACACAACUCGAGCUCCCGCAGUGCGAGGUUCAGCUGGGAAGACUAG
This is a messenger RNA of Cyphellophora europaea CBS 101466, 2163 nucleotides long. RefSeq lists its product as uncharacterized. Gene Ontology annotation, cellular component: fungal-type vacuole. Gene Ontology annotation, molecular function: aspartic-type endopeptidase activity. Gene Ontology annotation, biological process: proteolysis. The coding region runs from base 1 to 2163 and encodes 720 amino acids. The transcript has a single exon. The record is from RefSeq and is a predicted model, not a curated record. Lineage: Eukaryota; Fungi; Ascomycota; Eurotiomycetes; Chaetothyriales; Cyphellophoraceae.